Messenger RNA from Dendroctonus ponderosae (mountain pine beetle), 977 nucleotides. It is a transcript of the gene Ak3, whose product is annotated as GTP:AMP phosphotransferase AK3, mitochondrial. NCBI's taxonomy places the organism in Eukaryota, Metazoa, Arthropoda, Insecta, Coleoptera, Curculionidae. The record is from RefSeq and is a predicted model, not a curated record. Gene Ontology annotation, cellular component: mitochondrion; cytoplasm. The transcript has 5 exons. Gene Ontology annotation, biological process: nucleobase-containing compound metabolic process. Gene Ontology annotation, molecular function: AMP kinase activity; ATP binding. The coding region runs from base 222 to 890 and encodes 222 amino acids.
UGGACCUAACCUUAGGUUACUGACAUGUCAUUAAAUUACAAAAGCAAAAAAUUUAAAUUAAUAAUUAAAUAAAUAAAGUUUCUUCAAUUCUAUCUGCGAUUUGUAUCGCCUUGUCUUUAUCUAUGUGUAUCGCACUGGAGUAGUAGAGCAGUACUUUUGCUCUCUUUCAGUUCUUAUCAACAGUAUUAGGAAAUUGUUAACUAUUUCAAAGUUUAGUGAGAAUGGCCACAAAAUUGUUUAAGUCCCUUAUUUUGGGUGCCCCUGCUUCCGGCAAGGGAACAAUAUCAGCUAGAAUUGUUAACACCUUCAAUUUGGAGCAUGUCUCUAGUGGGGACAAGUUGAGGCAAAACAUUCAAAAUAAGACUCCAAUUGGCUUGGAAGCCCAAAAAUACAUAAAAGAAGGGAAGCUGGUUCCAGAUGAAGUUAUGAUCAAAUUCAUAUCUGAAGAGCUAAAUAAAAUUCGCCCAGUGUGGCUUCUUGAUGGUUUCCCAAGAACGGUAGCUCAAGCGAAGGCCCUCUGGGAAAUUUACAGACUUGACGUUGCCCUCAAUUUGGUAGUUCCAUUCCCUGUUAUUAUUGAUAGAGUGAAAGGCAGAUGGGUUCACCUGCCCAGUGGAAGAGUAUACAAUGAAGGUUUCAACUCACCCAAAGUGCCGGGAAAGGACGAUGUGACUGGGGAGCCGCUCAUUCAACGAGAGGACGAUAAACCGGAGGUUGUUCAAAAAAGACUUGAGCAAUACGAUCAACUGACCAGGCCAGUCAUUGAAUUUUACAGAGAUAAAGGAAUUUUGCAAGAAUUUUCCGGUAACACAUCAGAUGAGAUCUGGCCCAAAGUGCUCGAUUCAUUGGCAACGUUUACUCCAUUGGAUAUUUCCAAGGAAAACAUUUAGUUUGACGUUUCUAUUCGUGCCAAUUACAUACUUUUUAUAUUGAGAUUUUACGUAAAAUGUUUUGCAAUAAAUACAUUAUUUUAUUAA